Penicillium maclennaniae is the source of this 2436-nucleotide messenger RNA. RefSeq lists its product as uncharacterized. Bases 1 to 2436 code for a protein of 811 amino acids. Gene Ontology annotation, cellular component: microtubule; kinesin complex; nucleus. Lineage: Eukaryota; Fungi; Ascomycota; Eurotiomycetes; Eurotiales; Aspergillaceae. Gene Ontology annotation, molecular function: ATP binding; microtubule motor activity; microtubule binding. Gene Ontology annotation, biological process: microtubule-based movement. The transcript is spliced from 6 exons. The record is from RefSeq and is a predicted model, not a curated record.
AUGUCGUCCAAACAGCCCCAAUCGGCGCUGUUCCAGGUCUACCUUCGCCUGCGACCUCCUUAUGCGCAACACGAUGAAAACGAACGAUUCCUCACGGUCGAGCCGCCAGAGUCAUCUCAAGAUGACGGCGAGAUUGUCGCACCGAUCCCAACACACAUCACAGUUCAACCUCCCAGCGAAUCUCGGAAACGCGCUAUCGAGAGAUUUGGUUUCACAAAGGUCUUCGAGGAGAACGCGUCGCAGUUAGAUGUCUUCCACGACACUGGGAUGGAGUCUUUGGUGAGGGGAGUCUUGAAAGAAAACCGGGAUGGAUUGGUCGCUACUCUGGGAGUUACAGGCAGUGGAAAGAGCCACACCAUCCUAGGAUCCAAGUCCCAGCGGGGUCUUACCCAAAUGGCCCUGGAUGUCAUCUUCCGAUCGCUGGAGCCCACUGUGAAGACCGAGGACGGUAGCAUCAGUCCCAUGAUGCUUGCCUCUCUGGCUGCGUCAGAUGCCUCCGAGGCUCAAUUAUUCUCUGCUCAGACAUUCCUGGAAGCUGUCUACGGCGAUCCCAACGGAGGCCGCAACUCAAGGGCCCAAACUCCCAUGAGCCCUGGCCGUGCAAACACCCCACUCACGGUACGAAGCCCCCAAUCCCUGAACAGCCCCCAAGAAUCACUGCGUAAGCGAUCACCUGAUUCUGGAACCGGCCUCCCUGGACUUCAAAGAUACACUGGGAGUUCUCAAAAGGCAGCUCAAACAUCCAGCCACAAUCGCAAGGUUCGAUCCGCCUCUGGCCAACAAUCGACUGAGCAACUUGGAGAGAUGUCGCCAGGACCCUUUAAUCCUAUCCCCUUCAUUCGUUUCAAUCCGCUUGAGAGUCGUUUAGCUAAAUUACGACUUUAUGUCUUUCAGGAACCGACACCUGCAUUAAUAUUUCCCCGCCGCCAGCAGCGUGAACGUCCUAUUGCCGCUCCUCGAAUGCCCGAUGUGAGUCAUCUGACAGUGGAUUUGAAUGACAAAUCCGACUAUGUGGUUUUGGUAUCCAUGUAUGAGGUCUACAACGAUCGAAUUUUUGACCUUUUGACCCCUUCAAUUGUUCCUGGCCAAGGAAGUGCCAUGUCCCGCGGAAAUAACCAGCAAAAAGAUCGACGUCGUCCUUUAUUGUUUAAACCUACCGAGGGAUCACCCGACCGCAAAGUUGUUGCGGGACUCAGGAAGAUUGCUUGCAGCUCAUACGAGGAAGCUUUGGCUAUUCUUGAAGUUGGCCUGACCGAGCGAAAGGUCACCGGUACGGGCGCCAAUAGUGUCAGCUCUCGCAGCCAUGGUUUCUUCUGUCUCGAGGUCAAGAAAUUGACACAUAGCAAACGAUACGGGGAAGCCAGCUGGGUUGGAAAUACACUCACAGUUGUUGACUUAGCUGGCUCUGAGCGAGCGAGGACCGCGAAAACUGCAGGCGCCACCCUCGCGGAGGCUGGUAAGAUUAACGAAAGUCUGAUGUACUUGGGGCAAUGUCUUCAAAUGCAAAGCAACUUGCAAGAUGGAUUCAAGACUGCACUUGUCCCUUUCCGCCAGUGUAAAUUGACGGAGCUUCUGUUUUCCAACUCUUUCCCUUCAUCCAAUCAAAUGUCCCGGGGCCUUCAUCCGCAGAAGGCUAUCAUGGUCGUGACAGCCGAUCCUCUGGGUGACUUCAAUGCCACCUCCCAAAUCCUGCGUUAUUCCGCGUUAGCCCGCGAAGUGACGGUUCCUCGUAUCCCAUCAGUCACCGAGUCUAUCCUGUCGGCUGUCUCCGGCAAGGAAAGGUCCGCUAGUGGACGUAUUUCGCCCAACUUUGCCCAGGCUGAAGAGUUGGAGCGCGCUGCUUUGGAGAUUACAAGACUGACCAAGGAUUGCCACGGUCUAGCUGUGAGACUUGCCGAGGAAGAAAUUCUGCGGUCCGAGGUGGAGAUCAGGCUUGCAGCCGCUGAGGACCGAUGCGUGAUGAUUGAACAAGAAGUCCGCGAAGAGUGCUGGGCCGAAAUGGAUGAGAUGAUGGAAGAUGAGCGAAAACGAUGGCAAAAGGCCUGGGAUGAGCAGGCUGGUCGUAAUGACGAGCAUAUUGAUAAGAAGAUUGAGCUGGUGUCUCGAGGAUUCAAUAUCUUCGAAGACCCCGAACCAACGUCUGACCAAAGAGUGGAAGAGCUCGAGAUCGAGAACGAGCAGCUACGUCGUCGCCUUGCAACCCUGGAACGCGAGCUGCGCUCUCACUCACCCACCCGCAAGCCUCGAUCGCAGAAUCCUGCACCAUCCAACCUCCUGGGCCGAGAAAGUGACAUCGAGAAUGCCUUACAACGAAUGAACCAGUUGAAUCUCACGGACAGCAUGUUCACACCAGCUUCACCAUCUUCCUCGCCUAGCAAGAAGCCGAAGAAACUUCCGACGAGGAAAUUUGAUCUAGCUCCUGAGAGCGAGAUUUAA